AUGGCUGCUCGCUCUUUAUUCCAUUGUGCUGCUUCGCGGGCCAUUCCAGUUCCACUGUGCUAUGAAAAUGGUCACUUAUAUUCACAUGGAAAAUCGGAGGAUGAGCACGGCCAUACAACAGUUACAUGUCCCGCAUCCGAUGAAAAAAUUGAAACUCAAGGGGAGUUUGUCGAGGAAGACUCUGAAAUAACUUCGUGGUUGGAAUCAUAUGAAGUGCAAGACUGGAUUUCCUGUGUUUGGGGAACAACUCAAGAUGCAAUGACUUGUCAAAUAAUUGUUGGUGCUGCAUUAGCUGUCUGGUAUCCUAGCCUUGUCAAACGAAGACUUCCGGCUGUGGUGGUUCAUCGUCUGGUGAAAUUGGUAAUGGCUAUGAAUGACAAGUAUAGUGCUGCAGCAGCUGAGAUUUUAGCUGAAGGUAUGGAGAGCACAUGGAGGGCGUGCCUUGUUUCCGAAAUACCUCAUUUGAUAGGGGACAUAUUCUUUCAAGUGGAGUGUGUCAGUAGUAAAUCAUCGAUUAAUGCAUAUGGCCAGAAUCCGGUUGCGUCUCUUAGCAUACGGGACACUUUAGUUGGAAUACUACUUCCGAGUUUAGCAAUGGCUGACAUACCUGGAUAUCUGCACGUGAUAGAAAGCCAAAUCUGGUCAACUGCUUCUGAUUCACCAGUUCACGUGGUGGCACUCAUGACUCUGAUCAGGGUUGUUCGUGGCUGUCCAAGAAAUUUAGCUCCAUAUCUUGAUAAGGUGGUCAUUUUUAUAUUACAGACAAUGGAUCCCGGUAAUUUAACCAUGCGCAGAAACUGUCUCCAAAGUUCUAUGACAGCACUGAAAGAAGUUGUACGUGUAUUUCCUAUGAUAGCUUUAAAUGAUGCAUCAACCCGUCUGGCAGUUGGGGAUGCAAUUGGAGAGAUUAAUAAUGCUUCUAUUCGGGUGUAUGACAUGCAAAGCAUGACCAAGGUAAAGGUCUUGGAUGCCAGCGGACCUCCUGGACUUCCAAAUUUACUUGGAGGAACCAUAGAAAAGGCUAUAACCACUGCAAUAUCUGCUUUAAGUUUCUCACCAGAUGGAGAGGGACUGGUUGCUUUUUCGGAAUGUGGGUUGAUGAUCAGAUGGUGGUCACUGGGAUCUGUGUGGUGGGAGAAACUUAGUCGAAAUCUUGUUCCCGUUCAGUGCACCAAGGUGAUAUUUUUACCCCCAUGGGAAGGAUUUUCACCUACUUCCACUCGGUCCAGCAUUAUGGCUACUAUGCUCCAUGAUGAUGAACGAGCCAAUUCACCGGGAAACAACAAAGCCGCGAGUGAAAUGGACAGGCUAAAGCUCUUGAUACACAAUCUUGACCUGUCUUACAGGCUCGAGUGGGUUGGGGACAGAAAAGUAAAGCUCUCUCAGCACUCCAAUGAGUUAGGCACCUUCCAGCUAUAA
Molecule: messenger RNA, 1419 nt
Organism: Striga hermonthica
Lineage: Eukaryota; Viridiplantae; Streptophyta; Magnoliopsida; Lamiales; Orobanchaceae
Source: the annotation of a GenBank genome assembly